AGCCCCGGAAUGUUCUCCAAACUGAGAUCCGGGGGUGGUCAACCCUCAAACCCAGCGGACGCCAACCCUAUCGCUCAAUACUUCGAAAUCGGAAAGAUGGUGGCGAGUGCAGGGCCGGAGUUGAUAUGGCACAUACACGACGCUUAUAGGAAAAGUGAUGGAAAGGAAUGUUCAGUGUUUGUGUUCGAAAAACGUUGUGCGGAAAAGCUGCACAAGCCAAAACGCAAAGAGACCGUGUCGGAGGUGCUUCGAGGGUCCGUGCGAAAGCUCGAGCGCUUUCGCCACCCAAAAAUGCUUCAGGUGCUCCACACGGUCGAGGAAUGCGCAGACACCCUUGCUUUUGCCACAGAACCCGUGUACGCAAGCCUUGCUAAUAUACUGGCCUACCAGGAAGGUGGUGGAUGUUCCGCCCCUGGACCUCCUAGUACCGGAGCCUCUCAACAAUCUCCAGUUCAACAAGGGGGCACCAUACCUCGGGCUCCACAUGCUAGGGAAUAUCACUUUUUGGAUAUGGAACUCAAGUACGGUCUACUUCAGAUAACAGAAGCACUAUCCUUUCUACAUUAUUCCGGUCAUGUGAUACAUCGAAAUGUUUGUCCAGCUUCUAUUUUAGUCACAAAAAAAGGAACGUGGAAACUUGGGGGCCUAGAUUUUACUGAUCGAGUUAACGAAACAGAUGGAGUAGAGCCAGUUCCAUGUCAAGCUUGGACGUCACGUUUAUCAAAAAUGACACAACCACAAUUAGAUUAUAUUGCUCCAGAAAUGCAAACAGAACAAACGUGCAGUAUAUUAAGUGACAUGUACUCCUUAGGAAUGGUAAUAUGUGCGAUUUUCAACUCUGGAAGAUCUCUCAUCCAAGCAAAUAAUUCAAAUUCUGCUUAUUUAAAACAAUUAGAAGUGCUGGACGAUGCCGUCCAUAACAUGCUUCCCCGCAUCCCUAUACCCCUACAAGAGGCCGCCUCAAGGCUUGUGAGCCGCGACGCAAGGGCGAGGCCCACGGCGCAGCUCCUUUCGCUCAUCAAAUAUUUCAGUGAUCCGGCCGUGCACGCUUUGCAAUUCUUAGACGUAAUCAACAUGAAGGAUCCCACACAAAAAACUCAUUUCUACAGAUCAACACUCAAGGAUGUGCUGCCUUAUAUACCGAGGAAAUUAUGGUGGCAACAUGUUUGGCCCUGCCUUCAGGCCGAAAUGAAAACUGCAGAAGUCUUAGCAGCUGUUUUGCAACCGGUUCUACUUUUGGUGCAAGAAAGUUCAGUUGAGGAAUAUGAAACCUACAUUUUGCCCACAUUUAGAUCAAUGUUUACAGCUCCCAAGUCGAUACAGGCGACGGUAACUUUAUUGGAAUAUCUUCACGUCAUCCUGGAGAAGACUCCAAGAGAUGAUAUACGUGCUGAAAUGCUUCCUUUACUAUUCAACGCUUUCGAAAGCACCACCAUACAAGUGCAGAGUGCGGCCCUGUUGGCGGUGACAAACGUGUAUGAAUACUUGGACGACACUUCAAUACGUCGGAUGGUCCUGCCAAGGACUCGAGCCGUCUACGAGAAAAACGCUACGGAUGUCAAGAUCGUAGCAAAUGUGCUGCAAUGCAUUGAGAGGACUCUGGACAGAUUGGAAAAAUCUCAAAUCAUCGACGACGUGCUACCCAUGCUCUGGGAGGUCAAACUACAGGACCCUGAGGUCACACUGAGGGUUGUCAAUAUUUAUCGCAUUAUGUUGAGUGACAAAAAGUAUGGACUUUCGGUUAAUUUGAUGGCAACACGUGUCAUGCCAUCAUUGCUGCCACAAACCGUAAAUCCGCAAUUGAAUUUGGAACAAUUCACUAUUUUAUUAGAGGUUCUGCAAGAGAUGUUAGACCUAAUUGACCGCAAUCAAAGGAACAAAUUGAAGCUGGAUAACCUGUCUUUGCCUUCUCCGGAAAGACAUAGACCACUUCGACAUCAAUUCAGUUCCGACAACAUGCAUGUUCCGCCCUUUAACAUCCCCAAUUUGCGAAUCGAGCAGAGGAAGACCAGCAGCGCCGAAGACAUGGCCAGGAAGAACUCGGCAGGUUCCGGCAUGUUGGGCGGUUGGUGGUUUACUGGAGGUUCACCAUCGUCUCCUGAUAGCAAUUUUCUUCGAGUGGCCAACGCUUUUCCCAAUCGUCGUUUGAGUGACAAUACUCUGAUGACACCGAAAAUCAGGAUAGCACCUUCUUGCGCCUCUUCACCAGGAGGCACACCAGGAGGAGGUUUGCCAAUCAGGAGACACAGCAGUAUAGGACCUCAGGAAAGAAGAGGGUCUGCUGUUAAUCUUAGUCCACCUACGGACAUGAUCGGUUGGUCAUUACUGGGUUCCGGUUCAAGUUUAUCUGUACCAGCAACAUCUAAUUAUCUUGCACGGAGCAUGAUCGGCGGCUCAAUGCCAAACACUUCGAGUUCUGUGCCGUUCCUGCUCUCCUCGUCAAUGCAAUCAAUUCGUUCCCGGCGCACCUCUGGCUGCAUGUCGACGGCGUCCAGUCAGCAGGGGAGCACAACCGGACUGCUGCAGCAGAUCGGUUCAGGCGUGGUAAGACAAUUCAAUUUCGGUUCCAGCGGAGGUGGAGGGUCGGGGGCGGGUCUCGGUUCCGGUAUCGGUUUCGGUGGCGGCUAUUUCAAUGGCUCGUCCAGUAGUCGAGAUAACAGCAGAGAGAGAUCUAAUAGUAUUAUGCAGCAGGCGGUUAGGAAGUGUCCGUCUUUGAAUAUCACGUUUACGGACUAG
Messenger RNA from Ctenocephalides felis (cat flea), 2736 nucleotides. It is a transcript of the gene bma, whose product is annotated as SCY1-like protein 2. The record is from RefSeq and is a predicted model, not a curated record. Gene Ontology annotation, biological process: protein phosphorylation. The transcript has 18 exons. The coding region runs from base 10 to 2736 and encodes 908 amino acids. Lineage: Eukaryota; Metazoa; Arthropoda; Insecta; Siphonaptera; Pulicidae. Gene Ontology annotation, molecular function: ATP binding; protein kinase activity.